CGGCUUUAAAAUUUUUGAAUAUUACGACUUUUGUAAGGUUUUGGGGAACGUAGUGUAAAAAGUCAUUGCUAAAAAAACUUUGUUGAAAUAAGUUCGUAAAAACUGGUAAAAACAUGUGUAAAUCGGGAAUGUAUACAUUGCUAGCUGUAUUAGGUGUAUGCCUAAUAGCUUAUUGUGAAGGCAAUUCAUUCGUCGAUAAAUUGGCUAAUUAUGGAAUUGCAGAAACUCUUCAAGUAAAAUAUCCAGAUAAAAGCCUUCAAGAAAGAGAAUGCAUGGCUAAUCUUAUAAUAAACAACAAGGAAGAUAAGAGUUUGGAAGCAAAGAUUGAUGAAGCAGCUAUGAUCUGUCCAAUUCUUAUAUUUAUCACUUCUCCAAUCGGCAUUGUUUCUAUUAUAGUACUUGUUCUCAUUUUUUUCAUUUUGUGCAUCCAAUGUGUUCGAUGCCUUUGCUGCCGCUAAAUAUAUUUGAUUUAAUUUAAACAUGUUUCG
Chironomus riparius is the source of this 488-nucleotide messenger RNA. NCBI's taxonomy places the organism in Eukaryota, Metazoa, Arthropoda, Insecta, Diptera, Chironomidae. The record is from the annotation of a GenBank genome assembly.